CGGGUGUUGUGCGUGGAUGAAAAAGAAAACCGCAACACAACAUAAAACAAUACAACAAAUAAAUCAAAUCCUGAACUGUUGAUCCGCUGAUUCUCUGGCCGGAGUCGCACCUCCAUAGCGUCGCCGGCUUUACACCUCACACCCAAAGAGAGGGAUUCCCAGUAAAAUUAGACCUCUUUUUCAUGGUCCUUCGAGCCGGAUAAAGCCACUAUAAGACGCUAUGGAACCAACAGAGCGUGAUCACCUUCCUGCACCCCAGCCUUCAUCCCAGAACGCUACAGAGGAUCAUGUCCGUCCUCAGCGAGAGCGACACCUACCCCGCUAUCUAAGUGACUUCAUGAUGAACGAUGAACCUCAACAACCAGAUGAACCUCUAAUUGAUCUAGUCCCCCCAUCUCCACAGCGGGCUAGCGAAUCGAGGACCACAUCCGUGAGGAGCAAGUACACGUCACGAGCUUCAUCUCAAAGCAGCGGGAGGUCACGCCACUCCUCAUCACGGACUGCCUCCGAAGUUGGUCCAGGUUCCCACCGCAACUCUCUGCGCUCAGUUGCCGGCAUCUGUCUCCAAAACGCUCUAUCACCAGUUCAGGAAGCGAUACUAACAGAGAACAUCCAACGCUUGGAGCUUGAGGAGCUGCAGUCACAGAUCAAGGAGGAAAACAAUGCUGACUUGGAGUGCCAACGCCUAAACACUCAAGCCAGGGAAGCCCAACGCCUACAGCAAGAAACACAAGAGGCACGCGAAGCCAUCGCUAAGCGUAUGGACAGGCAGCGGCGACUCAAGAGGAAAGAGAAAGAGCUACAGGUAGCUAAGAUAGUUACCUCAUUACUUCAAAAGCCAGAGAAGGAAGGAUCCAGUGGCGAUGAAACAUCACAUAAAGACUGCCAAUCUUCACCGGCUGCGGUUAACAACCUAACUGAAGGCGGUGCAGGCAUAACCUCUUAUCAUCCUGCUCCUCUACCACAAUCUUCGCGACUGCCUCAUCAAGCUAUCAUGGGGCCCUCACUCCAGCUGGCCUACUCCGAGCCUCCUCUUGCACCACAGAGCACGCCGCUUCCAUCAGCUCAGCCAGCACAGCACUACCCGAGGGCUGAACCUGUCAUCAACCCUCGUGAUAUGAACACGCUACAACAGGUGGCUCACCCUGCUGUAACCUCCACUUCGGUGCACCCGCACCCCGUCACACCAGCUCAAGCUGGGCUCCCCAUUCAAUCACACCAAGCCUCUGCAGUUCCAACUGGUACUUAUGGUCCACAGCAGUCUUCUACAGGACUCAAGACCGGAUCACAUUUCACCACCAGUUCAACUCUCCCGCACCAGCACAUGAACUCGUUGGUCCAACCUGCGGUUCCCGUUCCUUCACGAGGCCCAGCUUAUUCAGCACCAGAGACAUUAAGUAACACUCUAUAUGGGGUUCCACCACCAAUUCUACCUGUAUUUGAACGUGACCGAGAGAGUGACUUUGCCCUUCUCAAGAUGGCUCUGGACAACCUGAUGGGCGGCAGUGGACACCUAACUGAACAAUAUACGUAUCAGGUGCUUCUCAGCCAUUUGAAACUGCCCAGCGCUUUACACCUAGCUAAGGCCUAUAUGUACGACCCCCAGCCUUACACGACGGCCUUGCAUGCUUUACAAGACAAAUAUGGCCAGCCGCGGCAGCUCGUCCAAUCAGAGCUAGGUGCUAUCCUCAACUCACCCGCCAUCAAGUUCGGCGACGCUGAGGCCUUCGACUCAUUUGCCCUCUCCAUCCAGUCUCUGGUGGGCAUGCUGGGGACACUUGAAGGCCCAAAUGGGUUCGAGCUGAGGUGUGGAUCCCAUGUAGAUCGGCUCUUAAGCAAAAUGCCUCCCUCUUUCCGAGACAGUUUCAUCGAAUAUUGUCUCAACCGCGGGGUCCUCCGAACAGGGUCCGACCUGACUUACACCCUGCCUGACCUAGCAACCUGGCUCCAGAUGAAGUCACAAGCAAAGCGUCUUUCCAGUCGAGCAGCAGCGCUCUACCAGCACGAAACUCAUAAGCCAGUCAAGAAAGAUCGUGCCCCACAGUAUAAGGAGAAGACCACGACCAUCUUUCUCAACGCUAGAGAGCCUCCUAACCGAUCACCUCCUGCUCAUUCAAAGGCCAAGUUCAAAUCCAACCCAUAUUGUCCUUACUGUGACAAUAAAGAUCAUUUCUUAAACAACUGUGAAAACUUCAAGAAGCUGUCCACAGCUGAAGUUGCGAAAUGGAUCCGAGACGGGAAGCGGUGCUUCAAGUGCGGUCGCAAUCACGCUGCCGAGAACUGCAAUUUGAAGCGGCCCUGCAAGCUGUGUAAAGAACUACAUCUCACUGUUCUGCACGAACCCAGCCAACAGAUCCAAACCAGUGUCAACAUGGUGACCACACCCACUGUGAGAGUCUACCUCGACAGGCCCAACCGUUCACAACAUGUGAUGCUGAAGGUGGUCAAAGUGAUUCUUCGGAACGGCGACCGGGCUCUGGAGACUCAUGCUGUCCUCGAUGAUGGCUCAGAAAGAAGCAUCAUCCUCCCUCAAGCAGUGCAGCAACUGAACCUGCAAGGACAACCUGAAACUCUCUAUCUACAAACGAUCCAACAGCACGUCGAACAACUCCAGGGCAGUACUGUCUCAUUUGAUAUCUCUCCUUUGUGCAGGCCUUCCCAGAAGUUUCGGAUCCAUCACGCCUUCACCGCUAAAGGGCUCAACCUUGCCGAACACUCCUAUCCAGUGGCCGCACUCCAGCAAAGGUAUGAGCACCUCAGAGGACUGUCUUUACCGCCAAUAGAUCAGGUGCACCCCAUGCUUCUGAUAGGCUCAGAUAUGCCACACCUCUUGGUUCCCACAAAGCCAGUCCGUGCAGGUCCACCGGGUGGUCCAGUUGGAGUCUGCACCCAGCUAGGUUGGUCACUCCAAGGUCCAACCACACUUGUCCAACCUACAUCAACUGUGCAGUGUCUUCAUAUUUCUGCCGCAUCCCCUGCCACAGAACUCUUCAAGCACGUCGAGCUCCUAUGGCAAGUUGAUACGCUCCCUUAUAGUAACCCAAGAGCAGCUACCCGCUCCAAGCAAGAUCAGCAAGCUAUGGUCAUGCUUCAAACACACACCACCAGAGUCGAUGUUGAUGGAGUCCUGCGGUAUGCCACCCCGUUACUAAGACGAGCCAAUGCUACUCCGCUUCGUGCACCAAUGGAAGCGGUGUUGCCCUGCCUUCGCAGCAUCGAGAGGAAGCUUGCCAAAGACCCGAAGAGAGCAGAAGUUUACUGCAAAGAGAUAUGGAAACUGGAGAAGGCUGGCUACGUUGCACAAGUAUCACCAGAAGAAGCUGAGCAGACUGAUGAGUCGUGGUACAUCCCUCACCUUAUGGUCAACCACAAUGGAAAAGACAGGAUCGUCUUUAAUUGCUCAUUCCAACACCAAGGACGUUCGCUGAACGAACUUCUCCUUCCUGGACCCACACUUGGACCUACCCUGCUCGGUGUUCUCAUCAGGUUCCGCCAGCAUGCCGUGGCAGUCAGCGGAGACGUGAAAGGCAUGUUCCACCAGAUUCGUUUGCUACCCACCGACAAAUCAGUACUGCGCUUCAUCUGGAGGAACAUGGAUAGAGAGCAGGUGCCUCAGAUUUAUGAAUGGCAAGUCCUUCCGUUCGGGACAACGUGUAGUCCCUGCUGCGCUAUCUAUGCACUCCAGCAGCUCAUUCAAGACAGUGCAGAGUUCGAGCCUGGCCUAGCAGAGACAAUUGAAGGGUCUUUCUAUGUGGACAAUUUUCUGCACAGCAUGUCUUCCUCUGAAGAGGUCAAGAGAUUGAUCGACGACCUCCGCCAACACCUUCAGACUGGAGGGUUUGAAGUCCGUCAAUGGGCAAGCAACAUACCCACCGUGGUCGAGCACCUUCCUCCUGAAGCACGCUCUGAGAGCUGUGAGCUGUGGCUUUCCAAGAGUAGCAAUGAUCUUCAGGAACCUGCCCUGGGCUUACGUUGGAACUGUCUCAGUGAUUCCCUUGGCUACAAACCUCGUCCUAUAGCAACAUCAGUACCCACACUGAGAAACCUAUACCGGAUCCUUGCUUGCCAGUAUGACCCUCUUGGGUACAUCGUUCCAUUCACUACUACAGCGAAAGUUCUCAUACAAGACCUGUGGAAAGAGGAAAUCGGAUGGGAUGAUCCAGUUCGACCUCAAACCCUGCUGGACAGAUGGCGCACUUGGGAACAAGAGCUUCCUCACCUCAUACAUCUAGAGUUCCCCCGACCAUAUGCUCCACCACAUAUGGACACAUCGACCGUAACACGAGCACUCCAUAUAUUUUGUGAUGCAUCGGAGCGAGCUUAUGGCGCUGUUGCAUACAUGCGGACUGUGAACGAACAGCAACAAGUCCACGUCUCGUUUGUGCUGGCCAGGUCUCGAGUUUCCCCACGGAAGCAAUUGUCCAUGCCUCGCUUGGAGUUGAGCGCUGCCCUUGCAGGGGCUCAACUACUUGACGUCCUCCAAAGAGAGCUCACGGUGCCUAUUCACCAAACAGUCCUUUGGUCCGACUCCACCACAGUGCUCCACUGGAUCAAGUCAGAGUCUUGCAGGUACAAAGUCUUCGUCGGUACACGAGUUGCGGAGAUCCAGAACCUAACUGAUCCCAUCAGCUGGAGAUACGUGAACUCCGCAACCAACCCAGCAGAUGACAUAACGAGAGGUCUAACUCUACGUGAGUUGAUGAGUCCGCACCGAUGGCAUCAAGGUCCAGACUUUCUCCACCAAUCAGAGGAAUGCUGGCCAACCAUGCCUUCUGCUGAAUCUGGAUCUAAUGACAUUGAGCUGAAGAAAUCUGUCAGAGUUGGGAACAUGACAAUUCUUCCGGGUCCUCCAGUCCCUGUUAUUGAAGAUUUCUCCUCAUGGAAAGAUCUCCUACAGGCCACAGCUAGUUCCCUUCACGGGGCGGCUAAUUCCCAAGCCGAAAACCAGCUCUGCGAAGCGACUGAUUAUAUUGCUGCUGAGGCUGCUCUUCUCAUCAAAGCACAGCUCGACUCGUUUCCUGACGAGGUCAAGGCCCUCAAGGUAAACCGGCCUCUUCCGUCUGACAGUCACUUGUGUUCUCUGUCGCCAGAGUAUGACGAAGUUACAGGUCUUCUGAGAGUUGGCGGUCGAUUACGGCGAGCUGGACACUUGGAGAUCGAUGCAAUUCACCCGAUUGUUUUGGAUCCACACCACCCUGUGACAAAACUGCUAAUCCAAGACUAUGACAGCACUCUUCUCCACCCCGGACCAGAGCGAGUACUUGCAGAAAUGCGACGCAAGUUCUGGAUUCUACGUGGGAGGGAAGCAAUCCGCAAGCAUCAACACUCCUGUCAAGAAUGUCAGAGGUGGAGAGCUAAACCUGAUGUGCCCAAGAUGGCCGACCUCCCAUCCUCAAGACUACGGCUGUACAAGCCUCCCUUUUACUCCACAGGCAUGGAUUGUUUCGGGCCAUUCCACAUCAAGAUAGGCCGACGCCACGAGAAAAGGUGGGGCAUCUUGUACAAGUGCAUGACUACACGCUGCAUUCAUCUGGAUCUUCACGAGAGCUUGGACUCGGAAGCCUUCUUAAUGUCUUUACGUCGUUUCAUCUCCCGUCGUGGCACCCCAUUUGAGCUGCUUUGUGAUAACGGCACUAACUUCGUUGGAGGCGAUCGUGAACUGCAGGACGCCUUCACUGCCAUGGCACCCCCACUGAAGGAGCAGUUGGCCAAACAACGAAUCAUAUUUCGCUUUAACCCACCUGCAGCACCUCAUUUCGUCCUCAUUGAGGUUGAAGGCAUCCUGAACGCAAAACCAUUAGGUUACCUCUCCUCAGAUGUCGCGGACCCAGACCCAAUCACUCCAAACAUGCUGAUCAUGGGACGUAGGGAUUCGUCCUUACCACAAGCAGUGUAUGAUUCUACCAACCUCCUUGGCACACGUCGCUGGAAGCAUAGUCAACUGCUGGCUGACCAUUUUUGGUCCACCUUCAUCCGACACUAUUUGCCAUGUCUUCAAGAAAGACAGAAGUGGAGAAAAGAUGGCAAGCAACUAUCAGCUGGCCAGGUGGUCCUCAUCGUCGACCCGCAACUUCCACGGUCGCUUUGGCCAGUAGGUAAGGUCACUCAGACUCAUCCAGGAGUGGAUGAUCGCAUCCGCACUGCGACUGUACAAGUGAAGGACAGACAGUACCUGCGCCCUGUAUCCAGGUUGGUGCAGAUACCGUGUCUUCCAGAUACACAGGACACUGAUUAA
Messenger RNA from Corythoichthys intestinalis (scribbled pipefish), 6235 nucleotides. RefSeq lists its product as uncharacterized. Bases 221 to 6235 code for a protein of 2004 amino acids. The transcript is spliced from 3 exons. Gene Ontology annotation, molecular function: nucleic acid binding. NCBI's taxonomy places the organism in Eukaryota, Metazoa, Chordata, Actinopteri, Syngnathiformes, Syngnathidae. The record is from RefSeq and is a predicted model, not a curated record.